CAGCUUGGCAAAAACGAGCCCGCCGCGCGCGCGUGCGCGCUGGUCGGCGAGCACGAUGCUCUGCCCGGGCACGAUACCACGACGCGGCGCCAGCGCCACGAUGCGCGGGCAGCAGCUCGCCCAUGGCGCCUGGAUGUGGGCUGCCCCAGCUCCUGGCGCCCCAGUCGAGGGUCCCGGAGCCGCGUACUGGGGCAGGGAAAGACGACGAAGUCGCGUGCGGGCCACGGCGUCACGGGCUUGUGUCGGGCGCAGCCGACGGAGGCUACUCGCCGCCGCGCGGGCGAGGACGGCGCGCCGAUAGCAUCGGCGCCGCGGCUUGAUUUGGACAGUCAGGCCGCGAUCAUUGUUGUUUGUUUGUUAUGGUUACGUAAACGACCGCUCGUGCGAGUUCGGGCGCGCACGCAUGGGGAGAAGAGUUAGAAACAAAUCAGGUUUGGACGGGUUUUUGGCGCAUUUUUAGCGCGCGCGAUUCUGCGUUUACGCUCGCAACAGCGCUUGGCGGUGAAGCGGUACCCUCCAGCGAUCUCCUGGUUCGCACACGUAUCGUGCCCGUGACCUAUUAUAGAUCUGUGGCCCAGAGAGCCACUUUGCUAAUUUGAAAGCACAAGCCCAUGCCGCGCCCGGCGAAGCGCGGCCGCGCGGACGCCGACAAGGAGUUCCGGGUGGAUCCCACCGAGGAGGACGAGGACGAGGAGGAGGAGGAGCCCGUCGCCGACGACGACGACGACGAGGAGGCGCUGCGGAAGAAGCAGCGGGAAGUGGACGCGAAGAACGGUUUCGCCCUGUGGGGCGACGUGCAGCGCGACAAGGCGAAGAGCCCGAAAGGACCGCUGGCCUUCCUGCAAGGCAACAACACGCUGGGCGACUGGACGCCGGAGAGCCGCUCGCUGCCCAAGGAGAUCGUCAACGCCUACCACGAGAUUGGCCACCCCAUCAAACGCUGCACGACGUCGCGCGGAUACGUGCGGGCGCUCAUGAAGAUUUGUGUAGAGUGCAACGUGCCGUUCCCGAAGCCCGGCAAGGGCUACACGACCCGCACGUGGAUAGCGAUGCUGCUGAUCUGGUGCGCGCCGAUGAGAAAGGGCGGCCGCCGGCGCUUACAGCUGGAGAGGGCGGCGUUCUUCAGCUACCAGCUGCUGAAAGUCUCCGAGAAGGCCGCGUUGGCGUUGGCGCCGCCCAAGCCCGGCGCGUGCGAACUUUGCUCGACGACGGCCAUCAAGCAGCUCUUCAAGCACUUCCCCGGCGCCGACGAAAUCAUCUGGGGCGACUACUUCAAGGUGACGCGCGUGGGCGACACCUUCCACAUCACGGUCCUCAAGAAGAAGACGCUCCACCGCGACCACCUGGAGCUCUCGCUCCUCUUCCGCGGCUGGCUCUGCGUGCACUGCAACCGGUACACGCUCCACAAGCUCGACUCGCUCUCGAGCGACGACUACAAGGUGUUCGGGCGCCGCGUCUACGUGAACUGCACGACGUUUAUCUGA
Messenger RNA from Pelagomonas calceolata, 1484 nucleotides. The record is from the annotation of a GenBank genome assembly. NCBI's taxonomy places the organism in Eukaryota, Pelagophyceae, Pelagomonadales, Pelagomonadaceae.